GGAAAGCUCCGGCCCGGGUUUCCUGGAGUCCGGGCGUCUCGGUGCCAUCCGGGGGAAGAGUUUAGGCGGCAGCAACCCCGGGAGGUAUGAGGAAGGUGGAGGUGUGGUAGUUUCUCCAGGGACUUGUGGGAUUGAAGAAUAUCUCUUCUAAGAAAAUUUCCUGCUUCUACAGUCUUCCAUCUUAGUGUGCAAUUGAUGAUUUCACUUGAAAUACUUAUCUGAAGAAACUUAACAGUAAGCAAGGUGUAAUUGCUCUUUUAAAGAUGUUAAAAGUUCAGCAGUGUGUAACAGCUGACAGGAUACCCAAGAAAAAGCCAUAUAUUUGUGACAUUUGCUGUAAACAGUUUGAAACUCCAUCAAAAUUAGCUAGGCAUUAUCUUAUACAUACUGGUCAAAAACCAUUUGAAUGUGAUGUAUGCCAUAAAACGUUUAGGCAGCUAGUCCACCUGGAGAGGCAUCAGUUAACCCAUAAUCUGCCUUUUAAGUGUACUGUUUGUUAUAGAAACUUCAAAAAUUUGAUCACUUUCUUAAAGCAUCAGAAGCUUCAUAAUGAAAAUUGUAAGAAUAAUACCAAGCAACCAGAAAACUCUGUGAAUUCUGAGCAAGACAGAGGCACUUGUGGUAUAUUUAGAUGCUCUACAUGCUGGAAGUCUUUUACAACUGAAAAGAGGUGGAUGAUGCAUCAGUGUCUGAAGGCAGAUCGUCUACGUGGGGCUAGAAGGAGAAAGAAAACUCAUGCUUGUGAAUCAUGUAACAAGACAUUUCCAUCGAGAUCUAAGCUAGAAAGACACUUCCUUAUUCACACUGGCCAGAAACCUUUUAAGUGUUCUUCAUGUGGUAAAUCUUUCAGACAGUCAACACACUUGAAAAUCCAUCAGCUCACACACACAGAAGAAAGGCCUUUUCAGUGCUGCUUUUGUCAGAAGCAGUUUAAAAUACAAAGCAAACUCAUGAAGCACAAACAGCUCCAUGCCAGAAAUAAGACUUUCCCCAGUGUUGUAUACAAAGCAAAGACUCUCAAAUAUCCCAGACCACACAACCUGUUGGAAGGAAAGAGGGAUAGUUGUGAGAAUGCUGACACACACAAGUCACAGGAAAACGACCCACAUGAUGUUCACUCAAUUUAUAUUGUACCCUUUCAGUGCCCAGCAUGUGAGCAGUGUUUUGAAACGGAGCAGGUUCUAAAUUUGCACAAAUGUUAUCUGAGAGAUGGCAAAAGCUCAAAUAAUGCUACAACAGCAUGCAGCCACACAGUCAGCAUGAAAAAUAAAAUCCUGAUGAAGCUAAAGCGUACUGGAGGAAAGGCAACAGAUUUUUCUCUGUCUGACAGAAAAAAGAUAAAAUCAGGUCACUUUAAAAGUCCUGACCUGGUUGCAGCUAGAGAUCAGCGUUCUGAUCAGCAUGCUUCUACUAAACCUGUUAAGGAUUGUCAUAGCAAGCUUGACAUGCACAAGGCACUUCGUAAUCGGAUGAAAAGAACGCUUGCUCGGCAGUUACCUUGUCAAGAGCACCCACAACCUCAUGCCUCUGGAAUUAAUUUAAAAGGUACACUUGCUGGUGAAAACAUGUUAAACAUCGCUGAUUCACUGGAUAAUGAAGGCACUUUUUGUGGUUCAUCAGAUGAUGGUUUCUUUGGUAAUCCAGAAGUACUUCACUGUGCUUUUUCAGAUUCUGCUAAAAAUAUAUGUAACAGACACAAAGUGUGUAAAUGUGACAGAUGUGAAAAAAUCUUUCCAUCUUCAUCCAAACUUCAAAGACAUUAUCUUACACACACAGGACAGAAGCCCUUUGGCUGUAAUGUUUGCGGCAAGACAUUUAGACAGUCAGCUCACUUAAAGAGACAUCAGCUCACCCAUACUGGAAAGAGACCCUAUAAAAGCUCUGUUUGCCAGGUAGAAUUUGAAAACCUGAAUGGAGUUUUCAAUCAUCGGGGAGAUCACGCUGAAUGGGAGUCUUCUCAGCCUGUGGGUUGUUUGGGCUAUUCUCAAACACCUUCACAGGCAUCUGGCUCGCAAGAAUCUGAGCUGAUUCAGUCAAACGGAGCAGCUGAAGUGAAGGUUGAAAUCAAAUCAGGGGAUGUUGUUCUUGACACCAGCAGUAAAAACAAACAGCCGUAUUUGUGUAGCAAAUUGUUGGAAACAGAGCAAAGUUGUUACAGCUAUUGGCGUGAUUUUUCUGAAGGUACUGAAAAAAGUGAAGUUGUUAACAAAUUGUAUAAAUGCAGUAUCUGCUUUAAAACUUUUAAAUCGCCUUCUAAGCUUGAAAGACAUUACCUAAUGCAUGCUGGACAGAAGCCAUUUGAAUGUUCAGUUUGUGGUAAAAAAUUCAGACAGGCCCCACAUUUGAAAAGACACCACCUUACUCACUUUAAAGAGAGCUUAAAGCUGAGUUCCACUUAGAUUGUCUCUUUCUGUUACGAGGUGACCUUGUAAAGAGUUAAUUUACUGUCUCCAGAACUGUCUACUUGAUGUAAUUUGUGAAUGUGAGAUGUGUGAAACAAAAUAUGCAAUUUUGCAUAUCUUUUCCUAAAUUAAUUUAUAAAUACACAUUCUUACUGCAUUGUGUUACAGCAAUCUGCAAUGCUCCAUGAAUCAGAUAUUUUAGAAGUUAUUAGAAGACAUUAUGCUUUCCUGUAACUAUCAGAAAAGUAAAAUAAAAAGGUAAUAUCCAGAAUAGAGGUCUUUUUACUUUCUUCUGGCUUACUGUAUGUUGCAAACAAAGGAGACUUGCUGUAUUUAUUUCAUACUUUCUAAAAAAGGCAAAAAAAAAAAAAAGAGGAAGGAGAAAAAGGGGAAAAUAUUUUCUCAUUAAAUAUUUUAAAUAAUGUUGAUGUGGUAUUAUAGAACUGUUAAUACAAAAAAAUUAACUUUUGUAAUGUGCUUGGAGAUCCAUGGAUGAAGAGUUAGAUCUUUUCACUUUAUGAUACAAGUAGUGCUAAAAUAGCAGGGUUCUAAUCAAUUAAUCCAUUUCACUACUUCAUUAUCUCCACUUCUUUGGAUAUCCUUUGCCUUUUCUGGCUUUUUUUGGCCAAUUCAUACCAUACUGAACUAUUUUUCUGCAAGAAAAGAGAACAAAAAAUUAUCAUCAGCAUUACAAAGCCACUUACUAUCUAUCUGUUCCAGUCUCCUUUCCUUCUAGCAUACAUGUUGCACCAAUGAAAGAAACAUUCUCUAAGAUGUGAUAACUCAGACGAGCAGUUUUGUCAGGAAAUCGUGUUUUUGUUGUAUUAAAUAUACUGAAAAUGACUUUUAGUUGAAAUUAAGUAAUUUUGAGUUUUUUAUUCAUAGAAUCUGUAGUUAUACUUCCUGUUAAGUAGACAGCUUUGCCUGUUAUGCCUGUGGGGCUGGUGAAAAGUUUUAAGUGCAGUGGUGCUUUAUUAUUGCAAACAAGAAUGAAGUGUUGUUUGGUUUGUUUUUUUUUUUUUUCCUGAAAAAACCCUACCUUUUAGGGUAUUUUCCUUUGUUAUGCAACUUCUGACUAAUUGAAACCUGAAGUUUAAUCUUAUUUCUAAGUUAAGAUACAUGGCAUUCUUUUCACUAUUUAAAUAGAUUCAUGUUUAUCUAAGUAAAAUGGUUUUGAUAACUACUUUUUUUUAUUUUUGGAAGUGAUUUAUCUGAGUUUUGCUGUGGCAUGAGCUUUGUAGUAUUUGGUAUAAAGGAAGUGCAUGAUGGUGUCCUGGUUUCGGCCAGGAUAGAGAUAACUUUUAUCAGGCUGAGAGGGAGCACAGGUAGAGGGCCACCCGGAUCAAUCAUUGGAGCAUUCCAUUUCAUGUGACGUCAUGCUCGGUGUGUAGGUGGACAUGUGCUCUCAUGGCCUGUUUUGUUUCCCAGUCAGCACAGUGGGAUUUCUGGUGCUGUCGGGAUCGCUGCUGGGGGUGGGCUGCAUAUCAGUCGCCAGUCGGUGAGACACUGCUGUAUUUUACCCCUUUGGAGUUACUAUUGUUACUGUUGUUUUGUUACUAUUAUUAAUUUUUUUUUUAUUCAACCUAUGAAUUUUUUUAUUUUUUUAUUUUAUUUUUUUAAUCUCUCCCCUGUUUUGCCGGGAAGGCUGGAGGAGGGAUGUAAACGACUGGCCAGGUGGUGAUUGGCUACCACCUGAGUUCAAACCAUGACGUGAAAGGAGUUCUUAUUUUAUUUUCAUACAUGCUAUUCUUUCCCAUUUUCAGAGAAUAAAACCGGGGAAGAUACUCAAAUAGUCUGUAGUUACUCUGAUUUUUCUAUGAUAGAUGGAUUCAGUACAUUAAUAAUGACUAUAGUUAUAUAUUGAGAUUUUUUUUCUCCCUGUGUGAAUUGUUUCAUAUUGAAAGACAGAAUACUGUAUAAAAUGUUUUGAAAGUGUAUUGUAGAGCUCUCUUAAAAUAUUUGCAAUAAACUAUUUUAUUUAUAUUGUACCUUUAUUGUAUAUUUCAUGUAUAAACCAGAGUUUUCCAACUAUUUAACAUUCAAUGUGCAGAAAAGUUUAAGACUAUGUAUCAAAAGAAGUAACUUUCUA
Athene cunicularia (burrowing owl) is the source of this 4491-nucleotide messenger RNA. It is a transcript of the gene ZNF770, whose product is annotated as zinc finger protein 770. Gene Ontology annotation, molecular function: RNA polymerase II cis-regulatory region sequence-specific DNA binding; DNA-binding transcription factor activity. The coding region runs from base 264 to 2399 and encodes 711 amino acids. The transcript has 2 exons. The record is from RefSeq and is a predicted model, not a curated record. NCBI's taxonomy places the organism in Eukaryota, Metazoa, Chordata, Aves, Strigiformes, Strigidae. Gene Ontology annotation, biological process: regulation of transcription by RNA polymerase II.